Molecule: messenger RNA, 2247 nt
Organism: Talaromyces atroroseus
Lineage: Eukaryota; Fungi; Ascomycota; Eurotiomycetes; Eurotiales; Trichocomaceae
Exons: 4
Coding region: 1-2247 (748 amino acids)
Molecular function (GO): 2-oxoglutarate-dependent dioxygenase activity
Source: RefSeq, a predicted model, not a curated record
AUGGAGCCUCUCACUAGCGCCAUUCUGGCCGCUAUCGACAACCCUCAGCCCGAUGACUCCGUUCUAGAAUGCGUUGACCACAACACUGAAAAGCUUCGCUCUCUUCUUCGAGAUAAUACCGAGACCGCUCUCAGUCUGGCGGACGCGAAAUUACGCGUCUUCCCAUUCAAGGAUGUGAGGAAUUGCUGGCGUCGUCUCUACACCGACGCGAGCAUCGUGCUAGCUGUACGUCUGAUCAGGGAGAAUCUUGCACGACAGUUGUCCCCUGAUACCUGCAGAGAAGGAGCAGGAGGAGGAGACUCAUCUUGGCUUGCGGCAGUGGUGCGAUACUUGGACAUGGCAGUUAUUAUGACUGGCGCACCGCAGCGAGAGGAGAUGAUUGAAUCUCUAUUUUCGGCCUUGAAGGACUGGCGACGAGCGAGUCAACAACAAACAUCUUCGCUUGCUGAGUUAACAGGCUCUGACGACAGUACUGAGCAGCGCGCGGCGAAGCGCAGGAAGCUGUCUGUUCCAUUAUUCCCUCCAGGAUCGGCCCCUUUGCCUGAGCUGACGAAGCCAAUUCCACGUGUCUCAGCGCCGUCAUUCUAUACAAUGGAAAGCCACAUACAGGAUGUGCGCACGCCUCUUGUAAUCACCGAUGCCGUCGGCCACUGGCCCGCUCUUGGUGACCGACCCUGGGCAUCAAAGGACUACUGGUUUGACCAGACACUAGACGGGCGACGCCUUGUCCCCGUUGAAGUUGGACGCUCAUAUACAGAUGAAGGGUGGGGCCAGCGCAUUAUGCCUUUCUCGGAGUUUGUAGAUACUUUCCUUUGGAGAUCUAACGAUGACCAUCAAACUGGAUACAUGGCGCAACAUGAUCUUCUAUCUCAAAUCCCCGCCUUGCGGAAGGAUAUCAGCGUACCGGAUUUUUGCUUUAUCGACCCCCCGGCUGCUGAGCCCGGAACAUCAGUGUAUGAGAAGAAAAGGAAGAAGCGCGAACUGGAGAAGAAGAACGACGCUGCUGCUACUACUGCUACUGCUGCUGCUUAUACAAUGAAAAACGAACCCAACAAGAGCGGCGAAGGCGCACAGCAGCAAACGUUCAAAGAUCUUUCAUCGAAGCAAAACCACGCAGGUAAUAAUGAAUCAGAGAGCGAAAACGAGAUCGGCAUCCCGGCCGAUCCCAUUAUCAAUACAUGGAUCGGACCUUCUUGGACCAUAUCGCCAUUACACCACGACCCCUAUCAUAACAUCCUAGUCCAGGUCGUCGGUGCCAAAUACAUUCGAUUGUACUCGCCACACACGCCGGCUUCGCAGAUAUACCCUCGAGGGAUGGAGGCAGUCAAUUCUGAAGAUAAAACUGACGGUGACGAUAAAGAGACAAAGGCGGACGAGAGCCAGCUUAUUGACAUGUCAAACACAUCCCAAGUCGAUCUAGCUGCUAUGGAGUUGUCGCCUGCCGAAUUCGAGCUUUGGGAUUCGACAUGGCCUGGGUUCGCAGAGGCGGAUUACGUCGAAACGGUACUAAAGGAAGGUGAAUGCCUUUACAUCCCUGUAGGCUGGUGGCAUUAUGUGCGCGGACUUCGGGCGGGCAUCAGCAAAGCCGCCGGUGAGAACUCCAAGAAGGCCGCUGGCAACGCCAGAAAAGCAGAGGCUGCUGCGCAAAAGCAGGCUGCUGCAAACGCCAAACAGGCCAAGGAAGAGGAUGCCUACUGGGAACAAGGCUCAAAGUCUAAUUCCAAGAAAGAUGCCGCAGACGCCAAAAAGGCCGAGGCCGCGCGCAAAAAGGCCGAGCGCGAAGCCAUGCUGAAAGAGGAAGAAGCCUCACAACCUUCCAAGGGCAAAGGGGCCGGCGCGAAGACAGCACAGAAGAAAAGUCGCGGACUGGAUCUCUCACAACUCGACGAUACAGGUCUACCGGGCAGCCGAAAAGCAGCCGCCCUCAACGCAUCCGGUAUCGAGAAUGCGCUCGAUGCGCUCGAACUUACGGAAUCAAGCAAUAAUACAAAGAUUGAUAGACACCCGGAGCGCAGAUUCAAGGCUGCUUAUGCUGCCUUUGAGGCUAGGCGGUUACCGGAAAUCGAGGUUGAGUAUCCGGGUCUGAGGAAGCAGCAGCGCGUUGAGAUUUGUAAAAAGGAGUUUGAGAAGAGCGAGGAGAAUCCAUUUAAUAAGGUGAAUGUUGCUUUCGAUGCCAGUCGCGAGGAGAUUGCGGCUGUUAGGGAGGCGGAGAGGAAGAAGGUUGAGGCUAGAUUGACUGCGAAAUGA